ACAUGACGUCACAUGCUACUUUCCCUACAGGACUCCAGCCAGCGGAGUAGAGGGGUCGAAGAAGGGAAUAGAAAUCUAAGUAAAGACAUUUCGGCCCUCAGACAGCUCCGUCCAAAUAAAAACAUUACCAUGACCGAAGAAAACAUCUUCCUUUUUGUCCCGAAUCUGAUAGGAUAUGCACGUAUUGUACUUGCUCUGGUAUCCUUCUUCUUGAUGCCCUGCUGCCCAGGUCCAGCAGUAUUCUGUUAUCUACUGAGUGCGCUGUUGGAUGCCUUCGAUGGACAUGCAGCCCGUGCUCUCAAUCAAGGUACAAAGUUUGGUGCCAUGCUGGACAUGUUGACGGAUCGUUGCGCUACCAUGUGUUUGUUGGUGAAUCUGGCACUGUUGUACCCGUCCUACACUUUCCUGUUUCAGCUCAGCAUGUGUCUGGAUGUGGCCAGCCACUGGCUGCACCUGCACAGUUCCAUGAUGAAGGGAGCCACCAGUCACAAAGCUAUUGACCUCUCUGGCAACCCCAUCCUUAGGCUGUACUACACAUCCAGGCCUGUGCUUUUUUUCAUGUGUAUGGGGAAUGAGCUGUUCUUCUGUCUGCUGUAUAUAAUGUACUUCAUUGAGGAAACCCAGGUGUGGAUGCAAUUGCUGCUGGCAGUGUGCGGUGUAGUCUGUCUGCUGAAGUCUGGCAUAAGUCUCCUGCAUCUCAUCACAGCCUCCCGCAAUAUGGCUGCCAUCGAUGUGGCUGACCGUGAGAAUGAGAAAAGCAAGGCACAAUGAUAGAGAGAGAGAGAGAGAGAGAGAGAGAGAGAGAGAGAGAGAGAGAGAGCAGAUGCAUUGAAAUAGAGCAAAAAAGGUGCGAGAGAUAGUGCUUUCAAUUUUAAAAGAGAAAGUUGUGAUAUUGUUGAUAGUCCUAAAAAUACUGAAGGCCAGUGUAGGAUGAGUAAAUGGAAACGAAUCAUGGCACCUUUCAAAGCCUCAGUAUAAGCAUUUACUUUUAUUUAAAUAUAGAUUAUCAAUGCUUAUAUACCAGGGCAAAUCUAUUUAUUCACAUUCCUAUAGUUGUGUUUUCUGUUGCUGUUAUUGGAAUGAAUUGCAGUAUGAGUGUACCAUGCUUAUGUUUUUGACUGUCAUUAGGUUUUUAGAUGUCAUUGGCUUAAGGUUUAUAAAAAUGAAAUGAUUCAUUAUUAUAACAUUGAUAAUAAUAACAAUUCAUAAAUGUUUUGGAAUGGCUCUGGUCAUUCAAAUUUUUAACAAAUACACAUACAGGCACAUUCCACACUUCAACUUAAAGCCACUUGAGUAUUAUUGUAUUUGGCGGUUGAUUAUCAUUAAUUGUGAUAUUUAAUCGUCCGAUUUUGGGGCUGUCCAGCAUUGUUUGAUUAGACUCGUAUGUGUUUUGUUGCAGACAUGUCAAAAUAUUUAUAUGUUUGAAUAGAAGUUUAAAGAUUGAUGGAUUUGUUAAUAUAAAAGUUUCCUUGUGGUAUCAGUU
Triplophysa dalaica is the source of this 1483-nucleotide messenger RNA. It is a transcript of the gene cdipt, whose product is annotated as CDP-diacylglycerol--inositol 3-phosphatidyltransferase (phosphatidylinositol synthase). The transcript has 6 exons. Gene Ontology annotation, biological process: phosphatidylinositol biosynthetic process. Gene Ontology annotation, molecular function: CDP-diacylglycerol-inositol 3-phosphatidyltransferase activity. Lineage: Eukaryota; Metazoa; Chordata; Actinopteri; Cypriniformes; Nemacheilidae. The record is from RefSeq and is a predicted model, not a curated record. Gene Ontology annotation, cellular component: Golgi apparatus; membrane. The coding region runs from base 13 to 771 and encodes 252 amino acids.